GAUAUUUGGCGAGCCUAGCAAAUUCCUAGUUCAUGCCUUUGACAGCUAACCAUCAAUUGGCUCCGUGUUCAAAACACGGUCGCGGUCCUCGCGCAUUAAAAAAAAAUCGCGUUCGAUGUUCCAUUAAAUUGCCAAGUGAUCGGUCACGUGAUCACGUCUGCGAGGAGCACCGCGGCCGUUCAGACAGACUCGCGGGUGGAUCGGGUGGAUUGACCCGGACGAUCGGCAUCGCGCUCGAUCUCGCUUCCACGGCCGCGAUUUCCGUCGGUUUCGCGCAAUUUCGUUCCUCUGAUCCCGGAUCGUCUUGUUCGUAGUGCCACGCAAACUCGCACGACUCUCCCGUGCCGAGACACGCUGAUUAUGAUAUCCCUCCAGUCACACAAUCAGGUCUUGUAUCAUCUGACGCAGCUGGCGUUGACCGCGACUCCUAGGACGACUUCGUAUUCGGCUAAGAAGCAGAAUGAGUCCUUACAAAAGAACGCGGAGGAGGCAACAAUUUGUCCUGAUAGCCUUGAAGAGGCAGCGAGAAAUUGCACCGAGUUACCGGAGAUAAAUUUGAACACAUUGAAUGUGUUGCGAAUGAAGGACAAUAAGGUAUGCUUAAUGCUGGAUAACGUAGCUGUCAGGGUAUUUAAAAGACCCUUGGCGGAGAACAAGUGGCGAGUGUCUUACUUAUCCGGCCUAAGUUUCGCCGAGAACAAACGGGACUUCCCGUGUUCCUCGUUCACGGAGCCCGUUAUUCUACCCGUCAUCCAUCUAGCGUCGAAACAACAGCACAGACUGUUGCACACGUGGUACGGCAAAAAGCUGCAGAAUCACAUGUCGAUUCGUACAUUCAAGUCGCAGCGUAACAUGAAAAUGGAACUGGACAGUCCACCGUUCAUGAGCAGGCUAAAGAAGUGGCUCGGCCUGUCUUCUAAUAUACAAGUGGUGUCCGAGCUAAAGAGUCCGGACUAUGAGAAACUGAAACAUAUCUUCAACAAUACUGAGGCAACAGCGGACGAGCAGAAGAGAAUAAAAAUUGCUUUCGUAGAGGGAUACGAGUCGGGAUUGCAACGUCAGACUCGUGGCCGAACAAUGUGGCCGAAAAUCAUACAGAAUAUGAUAACCGUCUCCGCUAUUAUUUUUUUCAUUUGGUUUUACUUCAGCUAUCCAGGAGGAGGAAUAUUCAAACUUCCCAUGAGCCAUAGAAUUGAAAUUGAUCCUGAGGACAUUCAUGUCACUUUUAACGAUGUUAAAGGGGUGGAUGAAGCGAAACAGGAGCUUCUGAAUGUAGUGGAAUUCUUAAAAAAUCCUGAUAAAUUUUCCGCCCUCGGAGGAAAGCUGCCGAAGGGAGUGUUGCUAGUCGGCCCACCGGGAACGGGAAAGACAUUGUUAGCGCGUGCAGUCGCUGGAGAGGCCGGCGUACCGUUCUUCCACGUGGCAGGCCCGGAAUUCGAUGAGAUCCUCGUUGGCCAGGGUGCUCGACGUGUCAGAGAUUUGUUCCGAGCGGCGAAGGAAAAGGCACCGUGCGUAGUGUUCAUCGACGAGAUCGAUUCCGUGGGUGCGAAGAGGACGAACUCGGUUCUUCAUCCGUACGCAAAUCAGACAAUUAAUCAAUUGCUUUCUGAAAUGGACGGCUUCCGUCAGAAUGAAGGUGUCAUAGUUCUUGGUGCCACGAACAGACGCAAGGAUCUCGACAAAGCGCUAAUGCGACCUGGCCGUUUCGAUGUUGAGGUCUACGUUGACAAGCCUGAUUAUAUCGGCCGUAAGGAAAUACUAGACCUCUACUUGUCCAGAAUAUUGACACAUGAAGUCGAUACGGUUUACUUCGCACGCUGUACUACGGGAUUCACUGGAGCUGAUCUCGAAAACAUGGUAAACCAAGCCGCGUUGCGCGCAGCGAUUGAUGAAGCUGACUGCGUCACUAUGAAGCAUUUGGAGUAUGCUAGAGAUAAAAUAUUAAUGGGUCCAGAGGGCAAGCUAAAGUUACGCGAUCAAGAAGACACUCGUAUUACAGCGUUCCACGAAGCAGGGCAUGCUCUAGUAGCAUUUUACACGAAAGAUGCUACGCCGAUUCAUAAGGUCACUAUUGUGCCACGAGGACCGACAAACGGACAUACUUCCUUUAUGCAAGAAAAAGAUGUCUAUCAUAUCACGAAGUCACAACUGUUAGCUAAUAUGGAUUCCAUGAUGGGUGGCAGAGCUGCAGAAGAAUUAAUAUUUGGCCCGGAAAAAGUGACGACAGGAGCUUCUGCCGACUUAGAACAAGCGACGAAAAUAGCGGAGGGGAUGGUGAAGAUUUACGGAAUGUCGGAGAAGGUGGGAUUCAGGUCAAUAGUGGAAAAUAAGGAGCUUUUCAGUAACGGCAUCACGUACGCGCCAAGCACGAACGAGCUCAUCGACAAUGAAGUAAAGCGGCUUUUACAGGAAUCAUAUGAACGUGCGAAAACAAUUUUGAAAACGCACAUGAAAGAACACAAACAACUAGCAGAAGCCUUAUUACAGUAUGAGACAUUAGAUGCUGAUGACGUGGCUGCCAUAGCAAAUGAAACGGGAUUCAGAAAACGGGAAUCAUCUGCAAAGCCAAAAAGAUCGACAAAAUGAUUUAAUUUAAUUGUAAUUAUUUAAAAUCAUUUAUCGAAAAGUUUCUUCCUGGUCUGCGUUCGUUUAAACAAAAUUUAAACAAUCCACAUUUUUCUUCAAAAAUGAAAAUUGUCGAGAUUGUCGACAAGAAAUCAAUUAGUCAACAAUUUUGUCUUCCUUUUACGCUUGGGAUCUACAAUCGAUGAAUCGCAAAGUGCUCGGCGGGAGUAUGAAAAUGUAUGUAAGUAUCGGAAUUAUAAUCGAAACUUUUAUUUAUGCCAUUAAGUGGACAUAGAUAUAAAUUGUAUUGAAUUAUGUAUAUAUAUACACAUAUUUAUA
This is a messenger RNA of Wasmannia auropunctata (little fire ant), 2904 nucleotides long. It is a transcript of the gene YME1L, whose product is annotated as ATP-dependent zinc metalloprotease YME1 homolog. Gene Ontology annotation, biological process: mitochondrion organization; protein quality control for misfolded or incompletely synthesized proteins. Gene Ontology annotation, molecular function: ATP hydrolysis activity; ATP-dependent peptidase activity; ATP binding. The transcript is spliced from 14 exons. Lineage: Eukaryota; Metazoa; Arthropoda; Insecta; Hymenoptera; Formicidae. Gene Ontology annotation, cellular component: mitochondrial inner membrane. The record is from RefSeq and is a predicted model, not a curated record. Bases 361 to 2586 code for a protein of 741 amino acids.